Physeter macrocephalus (sperm whale) is the source of this 807-nucleotide messenger RNA. It is a transcript of the gene ESX1, whose product is annotated as ESX homeobox 1. Gene Ontology annotation, biological process: regulation of transcription by RNA polymerase II. The record is from RefSeq and is a predicted model, not a curated record. The coding region runs from base 1 to 807 and encodes 268 amino acids. Gene Ontology annotation, molecular function: DNA-binding transcription factor activity, RNA polymerase II-specific; RNA polymerase II transcription regulatory region sequence-specific DNA binding. Lineage: Eukaryota; Metazoa; Chordata; Mammalia; Artiodactyla; Physeteridae. The transcript has 4 exons.
AUGGCGUGCAGCCACCGUGACACCGGCUACCGCAGCCUGGGGGUCGACGAGGACGAGGAAAAACUGAAUAAUGCGGAGCCUACCUUGACCUUGGAGACUGUAACCGGAGGAGAGAAGGAGGUUACGCUGUCCGAACCUGAGUCCGGAGAAGCAGCAGCAGCAGCAGCAGCAGACUACUUUGAUGCGGUCGGUUCCAACCUCUUGGACGAAAACUGCGAGGACGGCGACGGCGGUCUUGAGCCCCCGCAGCAGGAGGAGGAGCUGCCCCCCCCGGCCGCUGAGGGGCCACAGAUCGUACCGAGAAAUCGGCGCCGCUGCCGUACGACGUUCACCAAAUUGCAGCUGCGGGAGCUGGAGAAGGCUUUCCAGCGCACUCAUUACCCCGACGUGUUCGCGCGAGAGGAGAUUGCAGGACGCUUGAAUUUGCCUGAAACCAGAGUGCAGGUUUGGUUUCAGAACAGAAGGGCCAAGUGGAGAAGACAACAGAGGGCACUGAUGUUCAGAAAUCUGCCCCCCAUUGCCGUGGGCCCCCAUAUGGGGAUAAUCUUUGAUGGGCCCUAUCAGGCAGUCGCUGUUAUGGAGCCUCCAUGGAGAUGUGUUCCUGCAGUGCCACGGCCAGUCAUUCCACUCGCACCACCUGUGCUACCCGGGCCACCACCUCUGCCACUUGGGCCACCACCUCUGCCACCCGGGCCACCCGGGAUGCCUUUGCCACCCCCACCACCUGUGCCUCCAUUUGCUGUGGCCCCUGUAGGUAUGGCAUGGGGCCGUGUCAUCAACGGUCAUUUCGCAGGUCCCAUUUUCUGA